AUGACAUUCAUUGUCGACCACCACGCAAACUUGAGGGUCGACACUGUCGAGUCUGAAAGCCACACUCAUCAUAUACUCCUCGAGGUCACGUACCCGAAACCCUCGGCUCAGCCUCUCCGCGAGCUGGAUAUUCCGCUCGACAAGGCCGAGCAUACUUCCCCCAAGCAAGCCAACUCUCGUAAUCCUCCAGAUCAGAACAACCACAGUUCAACAGAGAACAUCCAGCACAGCGACUCAGUCGCCAUCUCCGAGCAGAGCCUCAAGAGAAACUUAUACUACUCCUGGUUGAGCGACCGCGUGCCGGAGCGGACAGACCCCUUCGGUUUCUCAUCGGCGGGAUGUAGUCGCGCCGCGAGCAGAGAACCGAGUCCAUCCCCGCCGCUACCGUCCGCGAACUACGAGGUCGCAAGGAGAAACAGUAUACACGGGAAGAAGACAGGGGGCGCGAAGACGGAAAGUAGGAAGUGCUCGACGCAGAAUAUCGCUAUCAUUAGAACCAAAGAAUGGGAAUUUGGCAUGACGUUAGCACCCUGA
Molecule: messenger RNA, 534 nt
Organism: Eremomyces bilateralis CBS 781.70
Lineage: Eukaryota; Fungi; Ascomycota; Dothideomycetes; Eremomycetales; Eremomycetaceae
Exons: 3
Coding region: 1-534 (177 amino acids)
Source: RefSeq, a predicted model, not a curated record